AUGACUACCAGCAUUUCCUUGGACCCUCGCACCCAGCUCAUUCCGAAUUUGGUCGAUCAUUAUGCUGACGCCAAGCCCGAUGCUGUCUAUGCCGAGUACCCUGUCAAUCCAAUGAGUUACGACGAGGGGUACAGGGCCAUCACCUACAAAACCCUUGCCAACGCCAUAAAUGGUAUCGCACACUGGUUGACCAAGGCCUUGGGUCCAGGUCAUGGGGAGGUACUAGCCUACCUAGGUCCAAAUGAUCUCCGAUAUCCAGCCUUGGUUUUGGGUGCCGUAAAAGCCGGUUACUGCAUGUUUUUAACCUCGCCCCGGAAUAGUGUAGAAGCACACCAAUCGCUGUUGGAAAGGCUCAACUGCACCACCCUGUUGGCUCCGGUGCCACAACCCCCUUUUGUGAGAGCUAUCAUGGAUGCCAUUCCGCUCAAUGUCAUGGAUGUUCCCAGUUUGGACAACAUUUUGAUGACCGAUUAUCCGCCAUUUGAGUAUCGUAAGGUAUAUCCCGCUGACUCAUCUGAUCGCCUUGUCGUGCUGCAUACUUCUGGGUCUACGGGGAUUCCCAAGCCCAUUAUCUGGACUCUUGAAAGCGCGGUGAAGCAUAUGCGCAUGCAAAGACUAGAUGUCCCCGCAGGAUAUGAGGGCCAGGAUCAGAAAGGGUUUGGGAAGAGAAUGUAUUUGACAAUGCCUCCUUUUCACGCGGCCGGAAUAGGCCAUAUGCUCUUCGUUACGAUGCCGGUUGAUGUGACACUCAUCAUGCCCACCGCAGCAGGGCUUCCUACUGCUGCCGGUCUUGUGGCUGCGAGAAAGCAGACGCCAUUUGAAUGGACCGUUGUAGUGCCGUCGAUUGUACAGGAGCUGGCACAGGAUCCCGAAGCUCUUGAAUACUGCAGUACUCACUUGGAAUACCUAGUCUACUGCGGAGGUGACUUACCGGAAGCGAUUGGAAAUAUUGUCGCGGCCAAAGUGCCACUGAUGAAUGGAUACGGUGCCUCAGAGAUCGGGAUAAUAAAUGUGAUCCACUCACCAACCCGGGACCCCUUGACAGAGUGGCGGUACCUUCAGUUCCAUCCUGAUUUGGGCAUGGAACACCGUCGUAUCUAUGGAGACGAGUAUGAGGCAGUGUUGGUGCGCACCCCAGAGCGCGAAAGUCAUCAGGUCCCAUUCUCUAUCUUCACCGAUCGACAGGAGUAUCGAACGAACGACCUGAUGGUUCCUCAUCCUACAAAAGCUGGUCUUUGGCGCCCUUGUUCCAGAUUAGAUGAUGUGAUUGUCUUCCUCAAUGGGGAGAAAACGAAUCCCGUGUCGAUGGAACAGCAGAUUGUCGCUGCCAAUCCCGAAGUCACUGGGUGUCUUGUCAUUGGUUCUCGACGCUUUCAGGCUGCUCUCCUCGUGGAGCUGGAUAGAAAGUCUCUUGGUGAUAACUACUCUGCAAUUGAGAAGCUAUGGCCUAGCAUAGAGGAAGCAAACAUCCCGGCUCCUGCUCAUGCCCGCAUUGCCAAAAGCCAUAUUCUAUUCACCUCGCCCGAGAAGCCCAUGCUUCGUGCGUCGAAGGGUACCAUACAACGCGCCAGCACGCUCAAGUUAUAUGCACAAGAGAUUGACAAAGUCUACUCUGACGCAGACAAGAUCUCUCAGCUUAAUGCGAGUGACUCAACUGGGCCAGGUGGGUUGGAUAAUGUCGUAGAAGUGACGGAGUUUAUCAGAGAAACUAUUCUGGCGAUCACGGGUUGGAAUGCGGCAAGCCUUUCUGAUGAAGUGAAUUGGUUUAAUCUUGGCUUUGACUCUCUACAAGCUAUUACGGCCGUUCGUGUGUUGAAACAGCGUCUCAACCUUCCUUCUCUCACUCCAAACAUGCUAUAUAUGCACCCGACAGUGACGAGUCUAGCCCAUGCGCUUCUCCAUCAGGACUGCGGAGAGUCGACCGAGACUAAACAACAGCGCUUGAUCCAAGAGCGGGAUGAGCUGUUGCAGGAGUUCAUUGGACAGAUUGAAGCUCCCAACACACAAUGCUCUGACGCAGUCGAUACUCAGACCGUCAUUUUGACCGGAUCCACCGGGCAUCUGGGUACAUAUCUACUGGAUGUACUGCUGAAGAACCCCAGUGUGAAGCAUGUGUACUGCUUAAACCGGACCGAUCACGCUCUCGACCGACAACAGGAGCGGAAUGCUACCUACGGACUGGACCCUGUGGAUGAAACUCGGGCAACGUUCUUGAAAGCAGAUCUCAGUCUGGUCGGCUUUGGACUACAGCCCGAACAGCUCAAACAGCUACAACGGAGAGCGACGCUAGUAAUCCACAAUGCCUGGGCAGUCAACUUUAAUUUAUCGCUAGCUUCAUUCAAACCACAACUGGCAGGCAUGGUAAAUCUCAUCAACUUCACAGGCCAAGCUAGCUACACUCCCCGGUUGUUCUUUGUUUCCUCGAUCAGUUCAACCAUGGGUCACCGCCCAACCAACGCUGGCGUCAUCCCCGAGACGGUCGUCACAACCACAACUCCAGCCCCGAACGGCUACGCCAACAGCAAGUAUCUAGCAGAGCACCUGCUUGCACACGCAGCGCAGCAAGGUUACAACGCUGCUUUCGCCCGUGUAGGUCAGGUGGCAGGACCGAUACGUUCUCGCGGACUAUGGAACAAAUCCGAAUGGUUCCCCAGCCUCGUGCUUAGUUCACUGCAUCUGAAUGCUCUUCCAGACGCCAUAGGUCAGGCGCUAGACCGUGUCGACUGGGUGCCUAUUGACCUGCUCGCCGAAAUUCUAGUCGACCUAUCCCUCCUCAACACCCUCGGAGUCGGUGUCUACCACCUGGUAAACGUGCACCCACAAUCCUGGAAGGAUAUCCGCCCCGUGGUUGCAGACGCCCUUCAGGUUCCAGGAAAGGCCGUUGAGAUCAUUCCAUGGCAAGAAUGGAUCCUCCGUGUCCGACGAGACAUUGAACUAGUCAGCCAGGAUAAGGAGGCAUUGCAGAUUCAGCUUGCAAAGAACCCGGCUGCUAAGCUGUUGGACUUUUUCGAGGAUGUGAUGCGCCAGACGGAGGCUGAAAAGGUGUUGGAUGCGAAGGGCACUAUGCUAGUCAGUGAGAAGUUACAGAUGGUGGAUGCUGUGAAGGCGGAAUGGAUUCAGAAAUGGGUAAAGGAGUGGAUGCAGUAG
Molecule: messenger RNA, 3147 nt
Organism: Penicillium longicatenatum
Lineage: Eukaryota; Fungi; Ascomycota; Eurotiomycetes; Eurotiales; Aspergillaceae
Product: acetyl-CoA synthetase-like protein
Exons: 3
Coding region: 1-3147 (1048 amino acids)
Molecular function (GO): phosphopantetheine binding
Source: RefSeq, a predicted model, not a curated record